Messenger RNA from Rangifer tarandus platyrhynchus (Svalbard reindeer), 1500 nucleotides. The record is from the annotation of a GenBank genome assembly. NCBI's taxonomy places the organism in Eukaryota, Metazoa, Chordata, Mammalia, Artiodactyla, Cervidae.
AUGGCGGACACGAGAUCCGUGCACGAAACCCGGUUUGAGGCGGCGGUGAAGGUGAUCCAGAGUUUGCCGAAAAAUGGUUCAUUCCAGCCAACAAAUGAAAUGAUGCUCAAGUUCUAUAGCUUCUAUAAGCAGGCAACUGAAGGACCUUGUAAACUGUCAAAGCCUGGCUUCUGGGAUCCUGUUGGAAGAUAUAAAUGGGAUGCAUGGAGUUCUUUGGGUGAUAUGACCAAAGAGGAAGCCAUGAUUGCUUAUGUUGAAGAAAUGAAAAAGAUUCUCGAAACUAUGCCAAUGACUGAAAAAGUUGAAGAAUUGCUACAUGUCAUUGGUCCAUUUUAUGAAAUUGUAGAAGACAAGAAAAGUGGCAGAAGUUCUGAUUUAACCUCAGUCCGACUGGAGAAAAUCUCUAAAUGCUUAGAAGAUCUUGGUAAUGUUCUAGCUUCUACUCCAAAUGCCAAAACUGUUAAUGGUAAAGCUGAAAGCAGUGAUAGUGGAGCUGAAUCUGAGGAAGAAGAGGCCCAGGAAGACACGAAAGGACCAGAACAACGUGAUAGCGAUAAGAAAAUGAUGAAGAAAUCUGCAGACCAUAAGAAUUUGGAAAUCAUUGUCACUAAUGGCUAUGAUAAAGACAGCUUUGUGCAGGGCGUACAGAACAGCAUUCAUGCCAGUCCUUCCCUGAAUGGCCGAUGCACUGAGGAAGUAAAAUCUGUAGAUGAAAACUUGGAGCAGACUGGAAAAACUGUUGUCUGCGUUCACCAAGAUGUAAAUGAUGAUCAUGUUGAAGAUAUUUCAGGAAUUCAACAUUUGACAAGUGAUUCAGACAGUGAAGUUUACUGUGAUUCCAUGGAGCAAUUUGGGCAAGAAGAGUCUUUAGAUGGCUUUAUAUCAAACAACGGACCAUUUUCCUAUUACUUGGGUGGCAAUCCCAGUCAACCGUUGGAAAGUUCUGGUUUUCCUGAAGAUGUUCAAGUACUUCCUGGGGACGGCAGCACUGGGGACAUGCAGGUAGCAGCAGUUGAAGGCAAAGGUGAAGUAAAGCACGGGGGAGAGGACGGCGGGAGUAACAGUGGCGCCCCGCACCGCGAGAAACGGGCUGGAGAAAGUGAGGAAUUCUCUAACAUUAGGAGAGGGAGAGGGCACAGGAUGCAGCAUUUGAGCGAAGGAAGCAAGGGUCGGCAAGUGGGAAGUGGAGGUGAUGGGGAACGCUGGGGUUCGGACAGAGGCUCAAGGGGCAGCCUGAACGAGCAAAUUGCUCUUGUGCUCAUGCGCCUGCAGGAGGACAUGCAGAACGUCCUCCAGAGACUCCACAAACUGGAGAUGCUGGCGGCAUCACAGGCAAAAUCAUCAGCAUUACAGACCAGUAAUCAGCCCACUUCACCGAGACCAUCUUGGUGGCCCUUCGAGAUGUCUCCUGGUGCAUUAACCUUUGCUAUCAUAUGGCCUUUUAUUGCCCAGUGGUUGGUGCAUUUAUAUUACCAAAGAAGGAGAAGAAAACUGAACUAA